This is a messenger RNA of Elgaria multicarinata webbii, 1957 nucleotides long. Its product is annotated as nucleoside hydrolase-like. The transcript has 6 exons. Lineage: Eukaryota; Metazoa; Chordata; Lepidosauria; Squamata; Anguidae. The record is from RefSeq and is a predicted model, not a curated record. The coding region runs from base 36 to 968 and encodes 310 amino acids. Gene Ontology annotation, molecular function: hydrolase activity, hydrolyzing N-glycosyl compounds.
GAGCUGCGACCCCUGUGACUGCAGGCAUUUCUGAAAUGAAGAAACUUCUGCUCAUUGAUGUUGAUUGUGGCGUUGAUGAUGCUCAAGCGUUAAUGAUGGCUCUAGCAUCUCCCAGUGUUGAAGUCCUGGGGAUUACUUGCUGUUAUGGAAACAGUCUGUUGGAAAAUACAUGUAGAAAUGUACUCCGCGUGUUACACGUUUGUAACAAACUUGAGAUUCCUGUUUAUCGUGGUGCAUCUGCUCCAAUACUUGGUGGAGAUCUGCUGGAGGAAUUCUUUCAUGGAAAAGAUGGAUUGGGUGAUGUUCCUGAUCCCAGUGCUCCAGGAUUAGACCUUCUGCAGGAAGAGCAUGCCGUGGCUGCAAUAUUAAGAACAGCCAAUGAACGACCGGGUCAGGUUUCUCUAGUUGCUACUGGUCCCUUGACAAAUUUAGCCCUGGCAGUGAAAAUGGACCCAACACUUCCUAAGAAGCUUAAAAAUGUAUUCAUCAUGGGAGGAAAUACUGAAGGCAGAGGAAAUAUUACAGUCUGUGGAGAAUUCAAUUUUGCAAGUGAUCCAGAAGCUGCCUACAUUGUCUUAAAUGAGUACACCUGCCCAGUUUAUAUUGCAGCGUGGGAGUUCGCAUGUUCUUUUCCACUCUCCUGGGAUUUCUACGAUGAAUAUGUUAAUCAGAAUACCGAGAAAGCCGAGUUCAUGAAGAAAAUAUAUGCUCAUUCUUUAGAAAUCUCAAAGACGGAACACCCAGGCUUUGUUUCUUGUGAUUCCUAUGCUAUGGCUGCUGCCAUUGACGAGAAAUUUGUCACAGAAGUCACAGUAAUUGGUGUAAGUGUUGAGCUGAGUGGUUCACUAACUAGAGGAAUGAUGGUAAUGGAUUGGAAUGACAAACUGAAAAAGGAAAACAAAGCCUUUGUAAUCAAAAGUUGCGAUUUAGGCAAGUUCCAGGUCCUUAUGAUGGCUGCUUUAAAAUAAAAAUGGGCUUAGUGAAGUUCCAUACCCCACUAUUCAUGUGCUUAGAUGGGCAGUCUGAUCUUUACCUAUUGCUACACAACCAGACAUUUGUGUUGAGACAGCUAAAACAGCAUCCUCUGCAAUGCAGGUGGGGUAGAGUCAACCAUGAUGAAGAUGGAAACAAUACUAUAGCCUUUUGCUAGCACACAAGGGCCAGAUCUACACUAAGCAGAAUAUGACACUUUGAAAAUGGUUUGAAAAUUAUCUGUGUGUGUCCUGGGCCUCAACAGUUGUCACUACUGUUAUAAACCAUUUUAAAGCAGUAGUGUAGAUCCUGCCAAGGUGUACUAGAUGUAACGGGGCCGGGGGAGAGAAAUGCAUUUCGUGGGUGUGUGUGUGUGUGUGUGUGUUUAGGAUUUGGCAUAAAAGGCCCUGUCAUCAAAUAGCUUCUAGACUUCUGUAACAUUUCUCUUCUGCAAUGCCAGAGAAAGGAAGCAUUGCUAUGUCAUUAGGCAUUUCCACAGCCACCAUACAAUUAAUAUUAAUUAUCUCUUAAAUAAGAUCUGUAACAACGUGCCUGUGAAAGAUCCACUCUAAAACUUACAGCAGAGAAAGAGAACACCUAGUACAUGGUAAAGCAUCUUGAUUGUUACUUAAGAGCCUUUAAAGCACAUGUUAUUUUAUACAAUGAAAUAGUUGUUUAACUAUUCAAAUUAAUUCACCUACACAGAGUAGGCAGGAUUUUAUUGAGAUCUAGUAUACAUGUAUUGAGCAUAAUCUAGAAAAAAAAAAAGCGUAGGUCUGAUUUUUCUGUAGUGCAUUAAAAUUGCUAUUAAAGCUAAUAUUAAUGUUAACAUAUGACAAGGACAUACCAAUUAAUUAAUUAUGUCGGUGAAAUAAAAGAAAGGCAAUGCUGUAAUAAUUUUUUUUAAAUUGAAUUAUUUUGUUACUUAUUGACAAAAUAAAGCAAACACAUCUACAAACAUAGCUCAUAUAUUCAAUUUAUUUAA